Molecule: messenger RNA, 327 nt
Organism: Mesocestoides corti
Lineage: Eukaryota; Metazoa; Platyhelminthes; Cestoda; Cyclophyllidea; Mesocestoididae
Source: the annotation of a GenBank genome assembly
AUGGCAACGUGUACGGGGAUCGAAGCCCAUUGUUCAUUGCUCUCGACGUUUGCCUACAUGGCCUACUCUUCCUCCAGUGCAUCCCACUUCCGGGCAGUGAGAGCUCGGCUCGUUCGACUGGUGGGUAGUCCGGCAAUUGACAUAAACGACCACGCGGCAAUUAAGAAGUUGCAGGCUGCUCUCGAAAGAGAGGCACAGAGACAGGCGGAUCUUCACGAAAAAGAGCUUGCAGCACGCGAACGCCAGCGAGUUCGAGGUCUCAUUAACCAAGGGAUUCUCGACACCAAAAUACUGCAGGAGACGAGCAAAAGGAAAAAGGAAGCCUAA